Molecule: messenger RNA, 2226 nt
Organism: Drosophila nasuta
Lineage: Eukaryota; Metazoa; Arthropoda; Insecta; Diptera; Drosophilidae
Product: 5'-3' exonuclease PLD3-like
Exons: 3
Coding region: 1-1362 (453 amino acids)
Molecular function (GO): catalytic activity
Source: RefSeq, a predicted model, not a curated record
AUGUAUAAACCGCAACCGCUGCGCAACCACGACGAGGACCCGGCACCGCUUAUCACACCAAGCCAUUACCCCCUAAGAUCUCCACUACAGCAACUGCAGCGGCGUGACAACCAGAAAUACAAUUGUAAUCUGACACUUGUGGAAUCCAUACCCAUUGGCCUGAACUUUACACCCGGCAGCCCGCAUUUCCCUAGCACCUUCGAUGCCUGGAAUCAGCUGUUGAAUCUGAGCAAAUCCACAUUAGACAUUGGCAGCUACUAUUGGACGCUGCGUGGUGAGGACACGGGCUUGAAUCACAGCACCGCUCAUCCAGGUGAACAGAUAUUCCAGCGUCUCCUAGCCAAUGGUGUGGGAGAUGGACCAAAGAUCAAAAUACGCAUAGCACAAAGCUCACCAUCGAGCGUCUCGCCCGAUCUGGAAACACAAAUCCUCGCUAGCUAUGGUGCCGCCGAAGUGGUUACCUUGGAUUUUCCCAAAUACCUGGGAGCGGGCAUCUUGCACACCAAACUGUGGAUAGUGGAUAAUGAGCAUUUCUAUUUGGGCAGCGCCAACAUGGAUUGGCGUGCUCUCACCCAGGUCAAGGAGCUGGGCGUGCUUGGCCGGAAUUGUCCGCAGCUAACCAGCGAUUUGGCCAAGAUCUUCAAGGCCUAUUGGUAUUUAGGCAGCAAUGAGAACGCACGCAUUCCAUCCUCCUGGCCCUAUGAUUAUGGUACCAACUAUAAUCUGGAGCAACCCAUGCUGCUGAAUGUGCUCAAGGAUGCCAACACAAACUAUACGAUGCAAGCAUUUGCUGCCAGCUCGCCGCCUCCGCUCUCUGCCACUGGACGCACUCAUGAUCUGACUGCCAUUCUGAACUCGAUCAAUUCGGCGCUGCAAUUUGUGCACAUCUCGGUCAUGGAUUAUUUCCCGCUCAUCAUCUUCGGACCGAAGCUACAGUAUUGGGCUGAGAUUGAUAAUGCGCUGCGCACAGCGGCCGUGGAACGUGGCGUCUCGGUGAAGCUGCUCAUCUCGUGGUGGAAGCACUCCGAUGCCAGCAUGGACAACUAUUUGCGCUCUCUGCAGGAUCUAUCCAUGACAAGUCGCCAACAUGUGGACAUUCAAAUUCGUCGCUUCAUUGUGCCCGCGGAUGAGGAUCAGAAGAAGAUUCCCUUUGGACGUGUGAAUCACAACAAAUACAUGGUCACCGAUCGCGUCGCCUACAUUGGCACCUCCAACUGGUCAGGAGAUUAUUUCACAACCACAGCCGGCAUUGGUUUGGUCUUUAAGGACACUCAACCAAGUGCUCCAGCAUCGCUGCGCAAUGAUCUUGUGAGCAUCUUUAAUCGCGACUGGAACAGCGCUUUUGCCAAAGAAUUGUCUUAGUGAUUUUACAACCUUCUAAAAUGGACUGCAACUGAAUGUGAAGAAUGAUGAUCAUCAUUAGCAGUAUUUUCGAUAAUAUUUAAUCAUUUGUAUUCACAGUUUUUUUAAUCAAGUUCUAUGCUUUUCACGUUUUCUUCUGCAAUUAUUAUCAUUGUAUAUAAUUCAAAUACUUUUUUUGUUUAAAUUUCUUCUGAGAUUUGUGGUCACAUCGUUGAUUUGAUUAUUUAACAUUAUUGUUGCCGCGUCGCAGAAAAUUGUUGCACGCAAUGCUCUUCUCAAUCACCGCAUUGAUAUCCGGCACACAUCUGGUCAGGCAGCAAUGAAUGAGCAUCAAGCAACGCGCAUCCAUGGCUGUAAAAUGAAGAGAAAAUCUUUCAAUAUCAAUUGGGAAUACUAAAAUGUCUUCAAAAGUUCCUUGUAAGGACGCUAAGCGAAAGGAUAUAAUACUACUUUAGUUAUUGUAAUACUAAAGUAUAAAUUAAUACUAUAGUCUAAAAUACUACAAUAGUAUAAAAUACUACUACAGUAUAAAAUACUACUACAGUAUAAAAUACUACUAUAGUAUAAAGUUCUACUAUAGUAUAAAGUACUACUAUAGUAUAAAGUACAGAAUAUAAUACUUCAACGGUAAUAUAAUACUACUACAGUAGUACAAUACUACUACAGAAAUAUAAUACCAUAUUAGUAUUUAACAGCCUCGAUAUAAAAUUUAUACUCUUAAAACCAUCUGACAGAUCCAUAACUGGAGGCACCUAACGAAAUUAUACUGUAACUACAAUUUAAAUGCUUAAAAUUCUUAUCAAUCGGAUUAAAGUUAUCAUAAAACUUAUUUUUUGGUACGAAAAUAAAGUAUAUCAAAUUAUA